AUGUAUACUGGAUUGCCUCUCCAUUGUCAAUGGUUGAUUGCAAGUUCUCUUCAUGAUGAGAAAAUUAUUAUCGAAUUUGAAUCGAUAUAUAUACCAAUAUCAAUAAAAGAAUAUUUACAUAUAGGUUGUCAUCGUGGAUCUAUUAAUUUAUGGACAGUAGGAUUAAAACAUGAAAAAAUUGAACUUUGUGGUGAUCGUCAUCAUGUACGUAUUGGUGGUAUUGGACAAAUGUUAAUGAUUGAACUUCGUAUUAUUGAUCCAAAACUUGAUGUUUAUUUUCUUAUGAAAUAUCAAUUGAUUCAAAUUCCACAACUACCUAGUAGUACACCUUCGACUUUAUUAACAUCGACAAUUUUACCAUUAGAAAAAUAUGUAAAUAAUCAAAAUUCAUUAUUUUCAGAAUGUGGUUUAACAUGGACCAAUGGAAAUCGAUAUUAUAAUGAAAUUUCUAGUCGGAUUGUUGGUGGUCGACAAGCUUUGGCACAUAGUCAUCCAUGGCAAGUUCUUCUUAGUAAUCGAGGUCAAUUUUGUGGAGCGAGUAUUCUCAAUACAAGAUGGUUAAUAACUGCAGCACAUUGUGUCAAUGGAACGCAUCCAAGAAGUUUAUUGGCAGAAUUUGGUAUGCAUGAUCGAUAUCGAAUAGAACCUUCGCGAGUCGCUAGAACUAUCAAACAAAUUGUAGUUUAUCCUUCAUAUAGUGGAAAAUCAACUAGAUGGAUGCAUGAUAUAGCUCUACUUCAAUUAUCUGAACCACUUGUAUUUAAUUCAUUUAUUCGAUCUAUUUGUCUACCAUCAGUAAAUGAUGUUGUUAAACAUGGUGAACGAACACUUAUUACUGGUUGGGGUUCAACUCGAGGUACGGAAAGUUUUCGAUAUUUACGUGAAGUUGAAGUAGUUAUUCAAUCAAAUGAUCAAUGUGGAUUAAAAGCAAUUACAUGGGAAACAAGUCUUUGUGCUGGUUUAUGUGAAAAUUCAACAUGUGAUGCUUGUCAAGGUGAUUCAGGUGGUCCUAUGAUUUUAUUACGUAAUGAUCGAUGGCAUUUAGUAGGUUUAAUUUCAUGGGGUUUUAGCUGUGCUGGUCUUGGUGUUUAUACAAAAAUUUCUUAUUAUUCAGAAUGGAUUUUACAAAUAAUUUAUAAUUCAAAUACAUGA
Messenger RNA from Rotaria sordida, 1152 nucleotides. NCBI's taxonomy places the organism in Eukaryota, Metazoa, Rotifera, Eurotatoria, Philodinida, Philodinidae. The record is from the annotation of a GenBank genome assembly.